CCGGAAGCGGCUGUGGUUCUCAGCCACCGUUGAACAGUUGUUGUGAGGAGGAUCUCAGUGCUCUGUGCCGGAGGCGUUUCGCAGGGAUGCGGCCUUGGGGAGGGUUUCUUGGAGUCUCCGUGGAGCUCCUGGACCAGACCCCACAGUGAAGGCUACAAGAUCUUCCUUCUGGUCCCAGAAGCUCUGGUUGAGUCCACAGAUCCUGCCUGGCCCUAGGCUCCUGGGAAGAGCAGAGUUGUCAGCAAGAGAGCCAGAGGGCUGAGGCCCGAGUAAACAUGCCAGCCAACCAGAGCUCUCCCCAGUGGUCCCUGGCCCUGACUGCAGGAGGAAGAGACAGCUCCUGUGAGGUCUCAGUGUCACUUGAGGAUGUGACUGUGGACUUCAGCAGGGAGGAGUGGCAGCAAUUGAACUCUACUCAGAGACGCCUGUACCAGGAGGUGAUGCUGGAGAAUUACAGCCACCUGCUCUCAGUGGGGUAUGAAGUUCCCAAACCAGAGGUCAUCUUCAAGUUGGAGCAAGGAGAGGAGCCAUGGAUAUUGGAGGGAGAAACCCCACAUCAGAGUUGUGCAGAUGGGAAGUUUGGGAUUAAGACCUCACAAAAAAGAAUUUCUGGGAAAGCUUCAUUUCAUAGUGAAAUGGAGGGUGAAGAUAUAAGAGACGAUUCAUUGUAUUCCAUUUUAGAACUGUGGCAAGAUGCUGAACAGAUAAAAAGAUAUCAGGAAAAACACAGCAAAACUCUCACAGGUCUCUAGAUUAAGAAGCUGCACUCAGAGAGCCUCAGCCACCUCUGCACCUGAUACAGAAGACUUGGUGUCCUGGAUUUGAACAUCGUGCCACAAUUUGGGAUGAGACAUUUGGAGGUCUUGGAAUGGGGUGAACAUAUUGUUGCAUGGUAUGGAAUGUAAAUAAAAUUAUUUUUGACCAGAAAAUAGACUAUGUUAGCUUGAAAAACACUACAGAUUUCUUGCACCCCUACAUCUAUGCCCCCUUGUAAUCUUUAUUUCUCUUUGUGUUUUAGUUGGGAUAAUUUCUAUUAACCUAUCGUCAAGUUCACUGAUUCUAACCCCUGUCCUGGCUCUGUUAAGUCUACUGGGUGAGCUCAUUGAAGGCAUUCUUCAUCUCAGUUAUGUUAUCUGCUGAAAUUUUCCAUCUGUUCAUGUCUGUUGUUCACAUUUUCCACUAUUUUCAUUUUAAAUUUCCUGUUUGAUAAUUCCAACAACUGUGUCACCUGAGUCUGACUCUGUUGAUUGCUUUGUCUCUUGACAGAGUACCACAAAGUAGGUGGCUUAAAAAAACAGAAAUUUAUUGUCUCACAGUUUGGGAGGCCAGAAGUCUGAAAUCAAGGUGUCAGGAACUCUUUCCUGCAUCUCUUCAAGUUUUCAGUAGCCUCAGGCAUUUCUUGGCUUGUAGAUGCAUUACUUCAGUCAGGUCAUUUUCUCCCUAUGUGUCUUCACAUCGUGUUCCCUCUCUGUGUCUGUCUGUGUUCGACUUCCCCCGUUUUAUAAGGAUACCAGUCACAUUAGAUUAGGCCCACCCUAGUGGCAAUAUUUUAAUUUGAUUACUCUGCAAAGAUUUUCUUUCCGAAUAAGGUCAUAUUCUGAUGUACUGGGGGUUAGGAUUUCAAUGUAUCUUUUGUGGAGGGACAUAAUUCAACCCAUAUAAUAAAUUAAUACAUUUAUCUGUAUAAAGUACUUAGAACUAUGUAUGGAAAGAAGUUCUUGAUGAAUAUUAGAUACAUCCCACUUCCUGAGGCUGCCUAGGUCCCCCUACAACUCUCUGUACUUGGGCAGGAUUUGAGACCUUUGUUUGUGGUAUCUUAACCUCAUCCAACUACCUAAAGAAAAUGUUUGGAAUAACAGGAAAAGCAGGCCUAGUACCAAGACUUGUGCUACCAACAUUUGAGAAGAAUUUGUUUAUAGAGGACAGUGGGAAGGAGCAGCCAGAGGUUCAUUUAUAUGAGGAUGGAAAACUGGUUCUUGGAUUUUGUGACAAGGAGGUCAGGGUUGACUUUGGUGAACAUUAUUUAAGUGAAUUUAACUAAAGAAAACAGCAGCAAAGUUGAAGGGAUUUCUGAGCUCAGGUAGUUACUUCACCAUCAAACUUUUCUGAUAGAAAAAAGUAUUAGGUAUUGCUCUAUUGAAAAUGUGUUUUCAGGAAUCCUGUUGGAGUCCAGGUUAGAGUUGGCCAAAAGUAGAAAUUGCAAGAGAUUUAAGAGGUCACAGUGAAUGAGCAAACAUCAUUACUCUAAAAGUUUAAGAUUAGAUUCAGGGCUACAGAUAUAGGGGUACCUAGAAGGUUUUAAUUCUUCCUCACUUUCUUCCACUCUAUUCAGCCCUUCCUUGCGUCUCACAGCCUGCUGACCAACAGUGGCCCAGGCUUACCACCAGAUACUUGGCUGAAGACCCACAAAGGCAAAGGCUUCUCUUAGACUUCUCCAUUAGCUCCCCAUUAAUAAUCUCACAUCAGCAGCUGGAUGUGCCUGGCUUCUAAGAGUUUCCUGCAAACUCUGACUUAUCUACCCAUGCCAAUGUUUCUCCCAACUCCCCCUUCCAUACCUUAACUUCCUCAGCUACUCCCACAUUUGUGUAUGGCUUAAUUCAUGUAAAAAUUCUUUAUUCCAUAAUACUCAUAGUGAAUCCACUUAAUUGAACCCUGAUUGUUAAUGUUAUACUUUCUUUUCCUGAGAACUUGGUAAAUGUUUCUCUUCUAAAAUUUAGUGAUGCUACUGAGAAUUCUUAGGCUAAACUGCUCUUUUUUUCCUUGUACCUUUCUGCCACAUGAUUCUUUCUUUAUGCUUGAAGUUAGGGAUCUUUAAAAACAUAUGCUUUGGUCUUUAUUUUUGUUAAUUUGAUUUUACCUUGGUUACAGUAAGCUGUACCAAUAAUGAUUCAAGCCUUUUAUUUCAGGGAAGUUUUAUUUUGCUGAACUUUUUUUUUCUGAUCUAUUUUCCUCUUCAGGACAUAAAUUAUGUAUAUGUAAUAUGUCUUUGUCACCUUCUAUAUCCAUUUAAUACUACUCAAUAUUUGUUUCAUAUCAUUCUUUUUAAAAAUAUAUAUUUUUAUUGAUUUCAGAGAUGAAGGGAGAGAGAGAGAGAAAUAGAAGCAUCAAUGAUGAGAGAGAAUAACUGAUUGGCUGACUCCUGCAUGUCCACAACUGGAGAUCAAGACCACAGACCAGGCAUGUGCCCUAACCUGGAAUUGAACCAUGACCUCCAGGUUCAUAGGUCGAUGCUCAACCACUGAUCCAU
Molecule: messenger RNA, 3247 nt
Organism: Myotis lucifugus (little brown bat)
Lineage: Eukaryota; Metazoa; Chordata; Mammalia; Chiroptera; Vespertilionidae
Gene: ZNF81
Product: zinc finger protein 81
Exons: 6
Coding region: 276-752 (158 amino acids)
Biological process (GO): regulation of cytokine production; negative regulation of transcription by RNA polymerase II; regulation of immune system process
Source: RefSeq, a predicted model, not a curated record